Messenger RNA from Insectozyma verbasci, 2487 nucleotides. The record is from the annotation of a GenBank genome assembly. NCBI's taxonomy places the organism in Eukaryota, Fungi, Ascomycota, Pichiomycetes, Serinales, Debaryomycetaceae.
AUGAUGUCAUACUUUUGGAACUCAAGGCCUACUGAAGUAACAAAUAAUGAUAAUAAUACUAAUCUAAAAGAAGGUGAUAAUAAUGCCACCCCCACAAACAAUAAUUCAAAUGAGAUAAAGCAAUCUUCAUCAGAAUCAAGUGAAAUAAAAUCAAAAGUAAAUGAGGAUAAUAAUAAUAAGAGAAAAUUAUCAUCAACUAAUUCACUACCUUCAAUGACUUCUGGAAAUUGGUUAAAUUGGAAUAAUAGAAAAGAAUCUCAAAAGUUUAAUGAUAAUAAUAAUAAUGAAGAAAAUGUAAUAAAUGAAGAUGAUGAAAAUAUAAAUGAUAACGAAGAUAUAGAAAAUGAAGACGAUACUCAACCUGAUGAUAAUGGUGAUGAAGUAGAUGAUCAUGUAAAUUCAUCAAAAAAGAAGGGUAUAAAUUGGUCCUUUUGGAGUAGUAAUAAUAAUAAUGGUACUAAUGGUAAUGAAUCAAGUGAUGAUAACAAAAACAAUGGAAAACAAGAAUCUCCUCCAGUUAAGAAAGAAAAAUCACCACCUGCUAGUAUUGCAAACACCAUACUAAAUUCAAAAACACCGUCAGUACCUUCAAAGCAAGAUUUAUCUAAUGAGCAACAAGAUGAUGCUGUUUUAUAUAAACCUCAUUAUCAAGCUGAUCAAUUUAAUCAAAUAAAUACUCAUAAAAAUGAAAAUUUAAAAGGAAAUUUAAUUGUACCUGAUUGGAGUACAUGUUUACCAGAAGCAUCAACAUCCCACAUAUUCCAAAAUUAUUCUACUUCAAAUCAAGCUAAUGCAAAUCAAACAAUACGAACAGAUUUGAAGAAUUGGAGACAAUUUUUAAAUCAAAUAUCAUCUAAAUUCGGGUUUUCUGGUUCAUUACCGCAUGAAACUGAUCAUUCACAACCUCAACAACAACCUCAACAACAAGAAUCGCCAGAUGUAGAAAAAGAAUUUGGUUUGUUAUAUGAACGUUCUUAUAAAUUAUAUGGGAAAUCUUUAGCAUUGUUACCAAAGGAUAAAAGAGCAUGUUUACCCAAUUAUAAUAAAUAUUAUCAUAAUAUAGAUUCACAAUAUUCAAUUAAUCAUACACCUACUCAAUAUGAAGAAGAUGAGUCAGAUCCGAAUUCAAUAUCAAUUACAAAUGAUGCAAUGGGAAAUUUAUUAAUAAAUAGUAAUGGUAAUAAUAAACCUAAAAGAAUAGACAAUAAGAAUUUAAAUACUGAAAUUGUGAAUCAUAAAUCAGGUCCACUAAAGAAGAUUAAAAAUAUUUUAAUUAUAGGAGUUCACGGUUUCUUCCCAACAAAAAUGAUUAGACCUAUAAUUGGUGCACCAAAAGGAACUUCAUUAAAAUUCGCAAAUGAAGCUGAAAAAUCAAUAAUACGAUAUUGUAUUGAAAAUAAUUUAAUCAAUGAAUCUGAAUCAACUGUAAGUAUACAAAAAAUUGCCCUUGAAAAAGAAGGUAAAAUAUUUGAUAGAGUUCAUUUCUUUACCGAAAUUUUACAAAAAUGGGAAAAUGAGUUAAAUCAAGCUGAUUUUAUAUUUAUUGCUUCACAUUCUCAAGGCUGUGUUGUAUCGAUUAUUUUAUUAUCAAGAUUAAUAAGAAUGGGAAUACUUAAAGAUCCAAUACAUAAAAGAAUAGGAUUAUUAGGUAUGGCUGGUAUUAAUAAUGGUCCGUUUUAUGGAGUUGAUAAAUCAUUUUUCAUGAAGGCAUAUUCUGCAAUUGAACAUGAUUCAUUAAAUGAAUUAUUUGAAUUAACGAAAUUUGAUUCUCCACAAUCGGUAGUUUAUAAAGAAAGUAUAAAGACAAUUAUAAAUUCCAAUGUCAAAUUAUGUUUUGUUGGUUCUAUAAAUGAUCAAUUAGUUCCAUUAUAUUCAGCAUUAGCUUCACAUGUAUUUCAUCCAAAUAUUUAUCGUGCAUGUUAUAUUGAUUAUUCAUCACAAACACCAAAAUUUAUUGAAAAAUUGAUUUCAUUAUGUUCAAAUUUGAUGAAUUUGGGAUUUUAUGAUAAUAAUGUAAUUAAAGAAUUGAGUACAUCAUUAGCUGGUCCAUUAACUGCUGGUGGUCAUUCAAAAAUAUAUAAUGAUGGGAAAGUAUAUGAUUUAGGUAUUAAAUUUGUUUUAGAUACUGAUGAUAUUGUCAUACCAUAUAAUGGAGAAAUAGAUGAAGAAGAUUUUGAUAAUAGUAUAGACAUACCAAUUUCAAAUCAAGUUUAUAUAAAAGAAUUUAACGUUGGUAAAAUUGGUACAAAUCCAUUUAUAUUACCAUGGUGUUUAAGAGGGUUAAUUUUUAAUGUUGAAAAGAAUUGGCCAAAUAGAUAUUAUAAACAAGAUGAAUUGGAGGAUGAUAAUAAUAAUAAGAAGGUAUUUAAAAAUGGUUAUGAAGAGAUUCAUGAAUUAUAUGAGAUAUUUGAACAUUGGAAACCAGAUUCUAAAGUAUUAAAGGAUUUGAAAUUUAGAUUAAAUGGAUUAAGAGCUAGUAAAUUAUAG